Molecule: messenger RNA, 468 nt
Organism: Psylliodes chrysocephalus
Lineage: Eukaryota; Metazoa; Arthropoda; Insecta; Coleoptera; Chrysomelidae
Source: the annotation of a GenBank genome assembly
AUUCAACAAGAACCAAACCAUUCCUACAUACAUCAUGAACUGCUUGGCCUUCGUAGCUUUCUUCGCCGCUUUGGCCGCCACCUACGCUGCUCCCUCAGGAACCAUAGUUCAGGGACCAGCUGUUGUGUCUACCUACGGUGCUGCAUAUCCCGGAUACUCAGCCUACUCUCACCCAGUAGUGUCUGCUUACUCAGCUUACUCAUCACCUGUUGUGUCCAGCUACUCUCACCCAGUUGUUUCUGCUUACUCUGCUCCAGUUGUAUCCGCUUACUCUCAUCCAGUAGUGUCUGCUUAUUCUUCCCCAGUUGUAGCUGGUGGUCUUGUUGGACACAAUUCAGUUGAUACCGUUAUAGCUGGACCAUCUGGCACCAUCGCUACCAGCAGACAUGUACCUAGCCUAGUUGGCGCUCAUGGUUUAUACUACUAGAUAUAAUUUUUUUGGAUUGUUGAAUGAUGACGAAUUAGUAA